UUCCUUGACAUUGCAUGUCUCUUUCUCAAAAUGGAAAUAACGAAAGAAGAAGUUGUCGACAUUUUAAAAGGAUGUGGGUAUCACGCUGAGGUUGCCCUCAGUGUCCUCAGACAGAAGUCUCUCCUUGAGAUCAUGAAAGACGAUACUCUGUCGAUGCAUGAUCAGAUCAGAGACAUGGGUAGGCAGAUGGUCCUUAAAGAAAGCAGAGAUGAUCCUGAAAUGCGGAGUAGACUCUGGGAUCGUGGUGAAAUAAUGAACGUAUUGGACUAUAUGAAGGGAACAAGAUCCAUCCGGGGAAUCGUGUUUGACUUCAAAAAAAAGUUUGUAAGGGACCAUACUGCAGAGGAAAUUGUGUCGACGAAUCUACAGAACAAUCAGGGCAGGAAGUCCAUGUUAGAGUCACUGAAGAAUAUGUUUGUAAGACUUCCUGUUGAAGAAAAGCCAAAAAGUUCUGAAAUCACCAUUCCCGUAGAGCCUUUUGUACCAAUGAAGAAGUUGAGACUUCUUCAGAUUAAUAACGUGGAACUAGAAGGAAAUCUUAAACUCCUCCCAUCUGAACUCAAGUGGAUACAGUGGAAAGGUUGCCCAUUAGAAUCUCUCCCUCCUUAUUUUCUUGCUAGGCAACUUGCUGUUCUUGAUCUUUCAGAGAGUGGAAUAAGAGAAGUCCAGAGCGAGCUCAUCAAAAGGGAGGACAAGUACUUGAAGGUUGUAAAUUUGCGUGGCUGCAACAGCUUAGAAGCCAUUCCUAAUUUAUCAAACCAUAAAGCCAUAGAAAAGCUUGUUCUCGAGCGAUGCAAUCUCCUGGUGAAGGUUCCCAGAUCAGUUGGUAAUCUGAAAACAUUACUUCAGCUGGACCUCAGAAACUGUUCAAAUCUUUCUGAAUUUCUUGUGGAUGUUUCUGGACUGAAGCGUCUUGAAAAACUUUUCCUCUCUGGCUGUUCAAAUUUAAAAGUGUUACCAGAAAACAUCGGUGCCAUGUCAUGCUUGAAAAAGCUUCUUCUGGAUGGUACUGCGAUAAAGAAGUUACCAGAUUCUAUACUCCGUCUCCAAAAUCUUGAAAAGCUUAGUCUAAAUGGUUGCUUAUCUUUCCAAGAGCUACCUUCGUGUUUAGAAACAUUGACAUCACUGGAGAAGCUAUAUCUCGAUGAUGCUACUGGACUGCAAAAUCUUCCGAGUUCUAUUGGAGAUCUGAAAAAUCUCCAGAAGCUGCAUUUGAGACGAUGUAUAUCCCUUUCUGAGAUUCCUGACACAAUCAAUGAGCUCGUAUCAUUGAAGGAACUAUUCAUCAACGGAACUAGGGUGAAGGAGCUACCUCUAAGAUCAGGCUCUCUAUCACGUUUGACUGACUUGUCAGUAGAAGGUUGCCAAUCUCUGAAACAGGUUCCAAGCUCAAUUGGUGGAUUACAUUCUCUUCUUGUACUUCGGUUGAACAGAACACCAAUUGAAGCUUUACCAAAAGAGAUUGAUGGCUUUCACUUUAUUCACCAACUUGAGUUGAGGGAUUGCGAAUCUCUGAAGGUUCUGCCUGGAUCAAUUGGAAAUAUGGACACACUCCGUAACUUAUACCUUGAAGGCUCUAACAUUGAGAAACUACCGGAAGAGUUUGGCAAGCUAGAAAACCUUGUCAAACUCCGAAUGAACAAGUGUAAAAUGCUCAAGAGGCUUCCUAACUCAUUUGGAAACUUGAAAUCUCUUCAUCAUCUGUACAUGGAAGAAACUUCGAUCGUAGAGUUGCCAGAAAGUUUUGGUAACCUCUCAAAGUUAAUGGUAUUGAAAAUGCUGAAGAAGCCUCUUUUUAGAAGUGAUGCACCAGGUACAACAAACAAAGAACCUCAUUUUGUAGAAGUACCAAGUUCUUUCUCAAACCUCUCGUCGCUUGAGGAACUGGAUGCUCGUAGUUGGGGAAUAUACAGGAAAAUCCCAGAUGUUCUUGAGAAAAUGACGUCUCUAAUGAUACUGAACCUGGGGAAUAAUUAUUUUCACAGUCUUCCGUGUAGUCUCAAGGGUUUAUCAAAUCUCAGAGAACUUUAUUUGUAUGACUGCCAAGAGCUCACUUGUCUUCCCCCUCUUCCAUGUAAACUGGAGAAACUAAACCUGGCAAACUGCUUCUCCUUGGAGAGUAUGUCCGACCUUUCAAAGCUGACGAUCUUGCAGGACCUCAAUCUCACAAACUGCGUGAAACUGAAUGAUGUUCCAGGCCUAGAGGAGUUGACGGGUCUGAAACGAUUAUACAUGAGCGGCUGUGACUCCAGCCUCUCCGGUGCGGUAAAGAUACUUUCUAAGGCUUCUUUGAAAUCGCUGAGGAAUCUGAGUUUGCCUGGAAACAGAAUCCCGGAAUGGUUCUCACAAGGCCCUGUCACAUUCACAGCUCAACCGAACAGAGAGCUCAGAGGUGUAAUCCUGGCUGUUGUUGUGGCCGCUCGUAACAAUGAAACCGGAGGUGACAACCAACUGCCUGAUGUGGUGGAGGUUCGAGCCCAAAUUCUCCAACUUGAUCUCAAGCACAAAUAUUUCCACACAUUGCACUUGUCUGGAGUGCCUAGAACAAGUGAUGAUCAACUCCACAUCUGCCGAUACUCAGCUCAGCACCCAAUGGUUACGUUGUUGAAAGAUGGGUACACCAUACAGGUGAUCAAACCAGAAGAAAAAUUCAAACAAGUUGAGAUGAAGAUGCAUGGAAUUCAUCUGGUUUACGAAGGGGAUGAUGAUAUUACAGGAAAUGAAAAUCGCUUAUCCGAGGCACUGCAAACCGUUUCUCAUAAACUUGCCAACUUUUUCAAAGAAGGUGAAACGAGCUAGUCUCUGCUACCCCAGAGAAGUUAAGAAAACUGCACACAAACUGUUGCUCAAAUUGUCCGCUCGAUACUGCAACAAAUGGUACUACUGUCCAAGAACGUUGUGUUUUUUUUUCUCAACUUUGCAUAAUAAUGUCAGUAGGAGCAUAUAUGUAAAAUGUACUUCUACAUAAAUUAUAAAAAGAUGAAAUGGAAACCAAAUUUGUAUA
Camelina sativa (false flax) is the source of this 3004-nucleotide messenger RNA. The record is from RefSeq and is a predicted model, not a curated record. NCBI's taxonomy places the organism in Eukaryota, Viridiplantae, Streptophyta, Magnoliopsida, Brassicales, Brassicaceae.